This is a messenger RNA of Impatiens glandulifera, 1812 nucleotides long. Its product is annotated as probable 26S proteasome non-ATPase regulatory subunit 3. The record is from RefSeq and is a predicted model, not a curated record. Bases 60 to 1535 code for a protein of 491 amino acids. NCBI's taxonomy places the organism in Eukaryota, Viridiplantae, Streptophyta, Magnoliopsida, Ericales, Balsaminaceae. Gene Ontology annotation, biological process: regulation of protein catabolic process; ubiquitin-dependent protein catabolic process. The transcript is spliced from 9 exons. Gene Ontology annotation, cellular component: proteasome regulatory particle, lid subcomplex; proteasome complex. Gene Ontology annotation, molecular function: enzyme regulator activity.
UCGCCUGUAAGAAGAGACUAUCUUCAAUUCCUCCUCCAUCGCACUAAGAUUUCUCGAAGAUGACUCAAGACGUUGAGAUGAAAGAGCAGCAACCAGCUGCUGCAUCUCUUUCUGUUAUAUCCGUCACUCCUUCUACUCUGCAGCAUUUGAAGGAGAUUGCUUCACUAAUCGAGACCGGAGCUUAUACCAGAGAGGUUCGUCGGAUUGUUCGUGCUGUUCGUCUGACGAUUACAUUGAGGAAGAAGCUGAAAGCUACUGUUUUAUCUGCGUUCCUCAAUUUUGCCCUUGUGUCUGGAUCUGAUGUCCACACUCGCUUAUCUUCUUAUCUUCCUAAGGAAGAUGUGAAUGAUAUGGAAGUUGAUACAGCAACAUCUGCAGCUCAAGUUACUGCAAGACACUCUUUACCUGAGCUUGAGAUUUAUUGCUACUUGCUUGUGCUGAUAUUUUUAAUUGAUGAAAAAAAGUACAAAGAGGCUAAAACGUGUUCUUCUGCGAGCAUUGCCCGUCUUAAGAAUUUGAAUAGGCGAACUGUGGAUGUUCUGGCUGCCAGACUUUACUUUUACUACUCUCUUAGCUAUGAACUUACUAAUGAUCUGGCUGAAAUUCGUGGUAAUCUUCUUGCAUUGCAUCGGAUCGCCACAUUGCGUCAUGAUGAGUUGGGUCAGGAAACACUUCUCAAUCUCCUCCUUCGCAAUUACCUUCACUAUAACCUAUAUGAUCAAGCUGAAAAGCUCAGGUCCAAGGCACCCCGCUUUGAAGCUCAUUCUAAUCAACAGUUUUGUCGCUAUCUUUUCUAUCUUGGAAAGAUUAGGACAAUCCAGUUGGAGUACACUGAUGCAAAAGAAUCCCUUCUUCAAGCUGCUCGAAAAGCCCCUAUUGCAGCUCUAGGUUUCCGUGUGCAAUGCAAUAAGUGGGCUGUGUUAGUUCGUCUUCUUCUCGGAGAAAUCCCUGAGAGAACAGUUUUUAUGCAGAAAGGAAUGGAACAAGCUUUAAGGCCAUACUUUGAGCUUACAAAUGCUGUUCGAAUAGGUGAUCUGGAACAGUUCCGGUCAGUUGCAGAGAAAUUUUCAGGAACAUUCACUUCUGACGGAACCCACAAUCUAAUUGUGAGGUUACGUCAUAAUGUGAUCAGGACUGGACUGAGGAACAUUAGCAUAUCUUAUUCUCGAAUCUCAUUGGUUGACGUGGCAAAGAAACUGAGGUUGGGGUCUGAUAAUCCUGUUGCAGACGCAGAGAGUAUUGUGGCCAAGGCAAUAAGGGAUGGUGCUAUAGACGCCACACUUGAUCAUGGAAAAGGGUGGAUGGUUUCGAAAGAGACUGUUGACAUUUACUCCACAAACGAGCCUCAAAUUGCUUUUAACUCGAGGAUUGCUUUCUGUCUUAACAUGCAUAAUGAGGCGGUUCGUGCUCUUAGGUUUCCUCCCCCGAAUUCUCAUAAGGAGAAGGAAAGGGCGGAGAAGAGGAGAGAAAGGCAUCAGCAGGAGCAAGAGCUUGUCAAGCAUAUCGCAGAAGAGGAUGAUGACGAUGAAUUCUGAUUUAUUUUAAGAGAAAAGGUUGUUCCAUUUCGAAUUGGUACUAGACUAUAGCAACUGCAAUUUCUCAUAGAUUUGUGGUUUGACAUUCCAUUGUAACCGUUAUCUUGGUGAUAUGUUUGUGAUUCUGUGCGAUCGAACUGAUAUAUCGAAAACUUGCUCGUACUCAAUCGGAUGCACUAUAAGGUUUUGUUGCAUUCCAAUUUAUGUCAUGUUUCUAUGCUGAACAAACAAUGUUUUUUUUUUUUUUUUGUAAUUCAACUUAUUGAAAUUUUAGUAA